Messenger RNA from Apodemus sylvaticus (European woodmouse), 5187 nucleotides. RefSeq names its product G protein-coupled receptor 155 (gene Gpr155). Gene Ontology annotation, cellular component: membrane. The coding region runs from base 486 to 3092 and encodes 868 amino acids. NCBI's taxonomy places the organism in Eukaryota, Metazoa, Chordata, Mammalia, Rodentia, Muridae. Gene Ontology annotation, biological process: transmembrane transport; intracellular signal transduction. The transcript has 18 exons. The record is from RefSeq and is a predicted model, not a curated record.
AGGAGGCACUGGGCCGCAACGCCAAGGCGAUCUGACAGGACCGCAGCGGCUCACCCCUCCCUUUCUCGGAACGUGGUUGGGCAUCUGCCGCUGGCACCCACCGCUAGAAGAGGGCUCGGGGCGGGAGAUGACUGCGGUGUGCUCGCUGCUUGGCCCUCUGAGAGCACCGGCUUCCUUCUCCUUGCUGCAGACAUAGGAGCUGCUAAUUUAAGUCCUGGCCGGCUUUUCUUUGUAGCUGGGUUUGAAUUCAUGGUCUUCCUGCCUCUGCUUCACCAGUGCUUGGAUUACAGGCUCCCUCAUACUCCACCAAAAGUUAUAUUCAGCUCGGAUAAGUGAUUACUAUGUACCGGCUGUGAUUAGAUUGUAAGGACUCUGCUUGAAGUAGAUACUGAUGCUGACACCUCACAAAUGAUAGAGUGAAGCACAGAAACUUAAGUUUUGGGUUCAGAGCUGAGACCAGUUUGGAAGUGGAAGGGAGAGAGAAAAUGGAUUCUUACUUCUCAGCAAAGAACUCAACUCUUGCUGUUGCUCUGAAUGAGACUUUGUCUGCCCCUCAUGGGUUUAACUCCACCAAUGACCCACCUUCAAUGUCAAUAACCAGGCUUUUCCCAGCCCUCCUCGAGUGCUUUGGCAUAGUCCUCUGUGGCUACAUAGCAGGAAGGGCCAACAUCAUAACAUCCACACAGGCCAAAGGCCUGGGGAAUUUUGUCUCCAGGUUUGCCCUUCCGGCUUUAUUGUUCAAAAACAUGGUUGUGCUCAACUUCUCCAAUGUGGACUGGGCUUUCCUAUACAGUAUCCUGAUCGGCAAAGCCUCGGUCUUUUUCACUGUGUGUGUAUUAACCUUAUUGGUCGCCAGUCCUGACAGUCGCUUUAGCAAAGCUGGCCUGUUCCCUAUUUUUGCUACACAAAGCAAUGACUUCGCUUUGGGAUACCCUAUAGUUGAAGCUCUGUACCAAACUACAUACCCAGAGUAUCUGCAGUACAUUUAUUUGGUGGCACCAAUAUCUCUUAUGAUGUUAAACCCCAUUGGGUUUAUCUUCUGUGAAAUCCAGAAGUCAAAAGACACUCAAAAUGCUUCUCAAAAUAAAGCAAAGAUUGUGGGACUUGGAUUUCUACGCGUGUUACAGAACCCAAUAGUAUUCAUGGUCUUUGUUGGCAUUGCCUUCAAUUUUAUUCUUGAUAAAAAGAUCCCUGUGUAUAUGGAAAACUUUCUGGAUGGGCUUGCAAAUUCCUUCUCUGGAUCAGCCCUGUUUUAUCUUGGUCUGACCAUGGUAGGAAAAAUCAAGCGACUGAAGAAGUCGGCGUUUGUGGUGCUUAUUCUUCUCAUCACAGCCAAACUCCUGGUGCUGCCCCUUCUAUGCAGAGAAAUGGUGGAGCUCCUUGACAAGGGGAACAGCCUAGUGAACCACACAAGUCUGUCAAACUAUGCGUUCCUGUAUGGUGUCUUCCCCGUGGCUCCAGGAGUGGCUAUCUUUGCAACACAAUUCAACAUGGAAGUGGAGAUUAUAACCUCAGGAAUGGUAAUAAGUACAUUUGUGUCUGCUCCGAUCAUGUAUGUUUCUGCCUGGUUAUUAACCUUUCCUACCAUGGAUGCUAAGCCAUUGGCAUAUGCCAUUCAGAAUGUUAGUUUUGAUAUAAGUAUUAUCAGCCUGGUCUCCUUGAUCUGGUCUCUGUCUAUUCUUCUCUUGAGUAAGAAAUAUAAACAGCUCCCUCAUAUGCUCACGGCUAAUUUACUCAUUGCCCAGACUAUUGUUUGUGCUGGAAUGAUGAUAUGGAAUUUUGUUAAAGAAAAAAAUUUUGUUGGACAAAUUUUGGUGUUUGUUCUAUUGUACAGCUCCCUGUACAGCACCUACCUGUGGACAGGCCUUCUAGCGGUUUCUUUGUUUCUUUUAAAGAAGCGUGAGAGCGUUCAGAUCCCCGUGGGAAUCAUCAUCAUAUCUGGCUGGGGAAUCCCUGCUCUCCUCGUGGGCGUGCUUCUGAUAACUGGAAAACACAGUGGAGACAGCAUUGACUCAGCAUUCUUUUACGGAAAAGAGCAGAUGAUCACCACGGCAGUCACCCUGUUCUGCAGCAUUCUCAUAGCUGGGGUGUCUCUCAUGUGCAUGAACCGUACGACCCAAGCUGGUCACUACGAAGGUUUCGGCCAGUCUCAGAACCACAAGCCCGUGGAGCCUGGAAGCACUGCGUUUGAGGAGAACCCAGCACCAACAAAUGAGCCGGAACUCUUCCCAAGUUCUAUCCCAGAAACAAGUUGCUGUUCCUGCUCCUUGGGAAAUGGUGAAUUACGCUGUCCAUCAAUAGAGCCGGCAACGAAUUCAAGCUCUAGUGGGCCUGUGCCUUCUUCCUUUGAGAAAACCGACCACUGUGUGAGCCGCUGUGCCUCCCAGAGCUGCAUCCUCGCCCAGGAAGAAGAGCAGUACCUGCAGAGUGGAGACCCCCAGCUGACCCGGCACGUCCUGCUGUGCCUGCUGCUUAUCAUUGGCCUGUUUGCUAAUCUCUCGAGCUGUCUGUGGUGGCUGUUCAACCACGAGACGGGACGACUCUAUGUUGAAUUACAGUUUUUCUGUGCUGUGUUUAACUUUGGCCAGGGAUUUAUUUCCUUUGGAAUCUUCGGGUUGGACAAACAUUUAAUCAUCCUGCCUUUCAAAAGAAGGCUUGAAUUCCUGUGGAACAACAAAGAAGCUGCAGAGGACAGAGAAUCCCCGGUUUCUGAGGAAAUAAAAAUGACCUGUCAACAAUUUGUACAUUAUCACCGUGACCUGUGCAUCCGAAACAUCGUCAGAGAAAGAAGGUGUGGUGCAAAGACGUCUGCGGGGACCUUCUGUGGCUGUGACUUGGUGAACUGGCUAAUUGAAGUCGGCCUUGCUUCUGACCGUGGUGAAGCUGUGAUCUAUGGAGACAGACUGGUGCAAGGCGGAGUCAUCCAGCACAUCACCAAUGAGUAUGAGUUUCGGGACGAGUAUUUGUUUUACCGAUUUCUUCAGAAGAGUCCUGAGCAGAGUCCUCCUGCCGGCACUGUAAGCGACCACCAACAGGAAAGCUAUAAAGAAAUCAGUCACUCAUCUCCACCCUCAGUCUCCCCUAAGACUUAAGUUAGAGAGAGAACCCCACAGGAAUCAUAUCCUCUAGCCCCGUAUCUGAUCCUUUUAGUUGUGGAACCCUGGGCAGGUCUUCUCUUCUGUAAAAUGACAAAGGCAUUCCUACCCUGUAUGGACAUGCUAUAACUUUAUGUGCAUAUAAAACACAUAGGAAACUGACAAGAGAAACCAUGAAGUUAAAAGUUAUGAUAAUGAAUACAAUAGUUACUAUAUAUACCACUAUUGUCACAAUAUUUUAAAAUAAUUUCUUUCUGAAACUGUUUGUUAUAAUUACAAAGCCAGUAAACAACUGGCUGUAACUUUAAAUUGCCAAAUUUGGCAGGUUCGCUGCUUUCAAAAUGAACCUUAAGACAACUUUACAUUUAUCAAUAACACUUCCUACGGCAGAUUUUUAUUCAUUCUCGUAAAAGGUUUUAUUUUCCUUCCCACUUCUUUGACAAAUACUGCCCAUUCAAAAAUUAUAACUACUGGUUUUUUGGUUGUUGUUGUUUUUUUGUUUUUUUUGUUUUUGUUUGUUUGUUUGUUUGUUUGUUUUUGAGACAAGGUCUCAUGUAACCCAGGCUGGCCUCAAAUACCCUAUGUAGUCAAGGAUGGCUUUUAACUCCUGAUCUUCUUGCCUUUGCCUCCUGAGUUCAGGGCUUAUUGGUAAGUGCCAACAUGCCUGGCCAAUCCCAGUAUUUUUUCAAAGUAAUUUUUAAAUUUAUUUUUUAUAAAACACCAAUUUUAAAGGUUUGUCUUUUCUUGUCUUCUAUCUAAACUACUAAUGUGUACCAAUAAGAAGAGAAUAGAACAUGAUUAUUAUCUCUGUAAUCGUUCAAGGUAAAAAUUUUAAGUAAUCUGAACAUAGUCAUUUAAAUGUUAUAUAAGAAAUAAGGCCAUGAAAUGUACUGUUUCUGGUAGUUUCAAAGUAUACUGUCAAAGAAAAAACCUACUUUGAGAAAGUAUAUAGUCAGGAGCUUAAAAUUCUAAACCUAGCAUCUUACCUUUAGAAUUUAGCCUUUUUUGUGUCCAUGUCUAAAAAUAUUAUAAGUUAAAAAUUAGUUAAGUGUUGCUUAGUCCAUUAAGAUUUUAAAACAAAAUGACAGGAACGCAGAGAGUGCCUAGGCAACAGAAAGGCUUUCUUACAGGUCUGGAGGCUGGCAGUGUAAGAGUGAGCAGCCCAGCGCGCAGCCUCUGGUGAGGCGCCAUUUCAGGUCCACUGAUGCCGGAGCCGGAGCCCCGGAGCCGGAGCCCCGGAGCCGGAGCCCCGGAGCCGGAGCCGGAGCCGUGGCCACUGUGGUGGAAGGGAAGGGCUCUUGAAGAGCAAACCACAUGCUGACACCUCUUCUCUCAUGAGCCACACUUCUCCAGGUUACCUCACUGGGGUUGGGUUUUGAAGAGACACAUCCAGACCCUAACAGCCUCAGAUAAAGCUUCACUCUCAGAUAAUUUGCACAUUCUUUGAAUUACUUAAUUAGCUACUUAAUUAUUAGAUAUCAGUGAUGGUUUAACUUAUUUUAAAUGUUAUUUAUCUUAUUUUAGUGCUUCGUAUAUACAGGCCAUCUAGGAAACUAUUUAUGGGGUUAGUGCCCUGGCCUUUUUAAUGUAGCAAAUACAUAUUAAAAGGAAACCUCGCAUGAAGCCUAGUGUAUAUAAAGGAAAUGAUGUUUAUCUUAUGUUGUGAUCAUAGCAUUGGGAUGUUUCAGGCAGAACUAUAUCGCCAUAAAACUUAGGAGGGAAAGAGACAUGCCUGCACUGUGCUCCUAAUGGCCAGAGGUACGCAGAAGCACCCGCCUCAGUAGCCUUGAGUGACAAGACAGAAUUCACACGUAUUCAGACAACGCAGAUUCAAUGAGGGAUUUGUUUUGUUUAUGAAUAACCAUAUUAACUAUGCUCUUUCAUUUGCACAAAAGGAAUCUGAAACAUUAUUGUCCAUGGGAGAUUCUAAAAGAAAACCAUAGAUCAGAGUGACUUAAAGUUUCAGAUGUUAAAGGCUUUUAAGCCAUGUUUUUAGGAUUAAGGAUAAGCUAAUUUUAUUAAAUGAAAAUAUUUGUAUGUUACUUUCUCACUGACAGCACGUUUCUCAAUAAAAUACCUAUUUUAACUUGUA